Molecule: messenger RNA, 868 nt
Organism: Xenopus laevis (African clawed frog)
Lineage: Eukaryota; Metazoa; Chordata; Amphibia; Anura; Pipidae
Gene: cycs.L
Product: cytochrome c, somatic L homeolog
Exons: 3
Coding region: 310-627 (105 amino acids)
Cellular component (GO): mitochondrial intermembrane space
Molecular function (GO): heme binding; electron transfer activity
Source: RefSeq, a predicted model, not a curated record
UCCUUAGCUCACGUCACCAGCAUUAAGCGUAAACGUGCUUUCGCAAGACAGCUGAAUGGGAGGUGCAUCAAUCGCUCUCCUCCCUCACGUCCUGCUCAACCUAACUAUAUUCCAGUCGCUAGUGGCAAACAAUAGCGCGCUGAUUGGUUAACAGGCAGAUAAUGUGGCAUUGUCGUCAUAAGCCGGUCGUAGUGUUUGGUUGCAAAAACACCGGUUACAAAGGAGUGGGCGCAGCGUGUCCUUGGGAGUAGAACGUCGGAGAGCGAAGUUGAAGGAGCUCUUGCUGCAUAACCAAAUCAAGGUGCAAACAUGGGAGAUGCUGAGAAAGGCAAGAAAGUCUUUGUCCAGAAAUGUUCCCAGUGCCACACUGUAGAAAAAUCAGGCAAGCACAAAACUGGACCCAACCUUCACGGCCUGUUUGGACGCAAGACUGGUCAAGCAGAAGGCUUUUCCUAUACUGAUGCUAACAAAAAUAAGGGAAUUGUUUGGGAUGAGAAUACCCUUCUGGAAUAUCUGGAAAAUCCUAAGAAGUACAUUCCUGGAACAAAGAUGAUCUUUGCUGGCAUUAAGAAGAAGGGCGAGAGACAAGACUUAAUAGCAUAUCUCAAACAAUCAACAUCCUCUUAACCAUAUUACUGCCUUAUUUAUUUCAGGAAUUGCUUGUGAUGAGAUACUGUAAGAUUUUAUAUAUUUUUAUUUGUACUGUCCAUACAUCUUUUUAGAGUGUGUCUCAUCAGCCAGAAAAUGUAAAUCUUGUAAGGGAGAUCAUUGAAAUGAAUUUGGCCAUGUAUGUCUCCAGUGUUUCUGAUGUCAAACUUAACAAAAUAUACUUAUUAAUCAGAACAUAUAAUAAAACUGUCUACGUAAA